AUGGCAAGCCCUGAUGCUCCCGUCUCAGCAUGUCGCUUUUCCACGCGCAUUUCAAUUCGAUGGCUUCCAGAAUCGGCCCAUGAGACUACAGACACAAUCGUCAUGUCUGUGGGUGAAUGGUAUCUUGAUCUGCGAAUGGAAAAGUCAACAGGCAAGAUAGACUGGGCGAUUGCCGGUCAACGGCUCAUCGAAAGCCAAGAACCCCUCCAAGUCUCUUUCACUCAUGAGCUUGAUUCUCAGAAUUCUUUUGAAAGUGCCGACUGUGGCACCUUUGUCACCCUUCCAAAUGGCGACGACCUUGAAACUGGGUCGAUGCCUCGGCCUGAUCGACCAGGUGCUCCUGUGACCGAGUACGAAGAAAUAUGGAGAGAACUUCCAUUCCGUGAAGGGCCUGAAGGCGCCAAGAGGGGCAUGUCAUGGGUUCUUGAGUCGGAUGAUGGGGAAUUGAGUGAAGGAGAGACUACCCUUACUAAGACAUUUUUGGGUCGGAUUUGGGGAACAUAUCUGGCCCUGGAGCAAACCCAGGUCCAUAAGCGAACGAAGAACUCGGAUGGAAACUGGGUUGUGAGUAAAAGUGGUGCUGAUGUCAGUGUGAGACGAGAAGAAUGGAGCUCAGGAUGGAAGGAUCGGUAUGUGGUGGGGGUCAAUGGGACGAAGCUGCCUUCCAUGGCUCGAACUGGUGGAUUUGAUGGAGAAGGAAAGGGUUCCUGGAGGAUUCCGGGGGUAAGGUGA
This is a messenger RNA of Penicillium waksmanii, 732 nucleotides long. RefSeq lists its product as uncharacterized. Bases 1 to 732 code for a protein of 243 amino acids. The record is from RefSeq and is a predicted model, not a curated record. Lineage: Eukaryota; Fungi; Ascomycota; Eurotiomycetes; Eurotiales; Aspergillaceae. The transcript is spliced from 2 exons.